GUCGCCGCUCCGCCCGCCGGUGUGGAGGAACCGGGCUUCCGGUGGGUGGCGGGCACCGAAGCCUUGCGGGGCAUCCCGAGGGAGGCUCCGGCCGGCCUCUCUGAUGAAACGGGCGCCUUGGGUACCAGGCUUCGGUGUAGACCGAAUUGGGGUCCGCUGGCCCAGGAAGACCUCGGCGGGGCCUGGUGAACCCCAUCCUUCCCGGUUUUGUCCAGCCGUGGCGAAGGGGCGUGAGCCCCAUGAGCUGUGUUUCUCAAAAGUGGAGUCGGCGCCCGUCCCCACUUCUCAGACUUUGUGAAUCAGACCCUGAUGUGGCCGGGAGUCUGCCUUUUCAGCAGACAUCCUCGACGGUUUGGUGCAGAUGAUCGUGCGGGAACCCUGCCUUCGCACAACUGAGGCCUCAGUGGGUGCAUCGUGGAGUGCCAUCACAGGGCCUGGUCUUGGGUUGCGGUCCCCAAAUGGCAGCUGAUAGUCAGUGAAGGGCCUAAAUCAGGAGCCCUAGAGGUGGAAGUUGUGUUAAAGGGAUGGUCUAUGGGAGCAUCCAUGAGAACCCGAAGCUGGCCCUUCUGGUUCACCUGGCUGCCCUGGAUUGUGACGGGCUCCAUUGCUUAUUAUCAGGCAAGUCUGUGUAGACACCGGCACACAUCAGUGAAGUUUUUGCCCCUUAGUGUUCUGUGACAGUAAAAUUUGUCUGAUAAAAUUUUUCUAUGAAUUAGGUAAUGUUUCUUCACAGUGUCAGAUACACAAUAAGCAUUCAGUAAAUGGAGAUUACCAAGAAUGACAGUGCCUUUGCUUUUAUUGGGCUUAUGGACAAAAUAAAAAUUAAAAAAAAAAAGAAAAAAAUAGAUAUUAAACACAUGGUGUAAGGUCUGUAUGAGAGUUUGUUGUGCAGGGAUACCAAUUCCGCACAGAAAGAUCUUGCAAGAGAUGAAGCUUUAUGUACGAACAUGAGAGAAUUCUAGAGAGCAGGUUACUGUGAACGGUGUGAACCAGUUGGUUGCUCUGCCUCACGAUUGAUUAGAAUGCUACUUCCAGGACUUUAAGGCAGCAGGAGGUCACACCCAUAAGUGAUUUUGGAGGCCUGGACCUUGUUGGGUUCCUAAUGAAUUCUGUCUAUUGUCCUUUUCUCAGAUUCAUAAUGGCAUAUGGUGAAGUUGGUGUCUGUAGGGAAGGAUUUUAGUUGAUCAAUUAGUAACACUGAGUUGGCAUGGAUACAGUUGAGUUUAGCAGCCAUUUUAAGACUUACUAUGAAAGUGUAGAAGCUGCAGAUUUUCAAGGGUGAGGAUCUUAAACUUAGUCUUUUAGCCCAUUUCAGAUUCCAUAGAGAGUUCUGGAGAAAUGUUUAAACCGUCCCCACAACCUUGUCCGUUUUAGAGCGAAGGAGCUGGAUGACAGACAGGGUGUCACCUAAGGAUCUAGAGCAGUCUGUAGAAAUAGAAUUCAGUUUUGGAUAUUUUAUUUGUUUUUUGUGUACAUGGGUGUUUUGCCUGCCUUGAUUCUGUGUGCUGUAGAUGGGCAGUGCCCCUAGAGACUGGAAGAGGGUAUCAGAUCACUGGAGUCAUAGACCAUCGUUGUAAGGCACGUGGUACUGAGAAUUGAGCCUCAGCCUUUUGCAGAAAUAGCCAUGUUUUCUUAACCACUUGGCCAUCUCUCUAGCCCUUGGCAUAAAUAGAAUUCUGAUCUCAGUUAAUGAUAUAUACUUAAUUAUAUAGCUAACUACAACUUAAUGAUUCCAGUUAUCCUUACUUUCUGCUCUUUGUUUCUUUAAUCUCCAAAGUUUUAUUUCAAGUUCCCCAGUGUAUACCUUAAGGGAAAUUUUGUAUGAUCAUACAUGGCCUGUCAUUUACUGUGCCACAUGAUUUGUGUGUGUUACCUUCAUUACUUCUCUGGAGCUCUUCGGAUCAUUGCUGCCUCCAUUUUAUGGAUAAGGAAACAAGAAAGUGAUUAUAAACGAUGUAUCCAAGAAGCCAAAGAUUAUAAGUGGUAAAACCUUUUGGCUCCUGUGUUACACACUGAUUUCUGCAGUCUAGAUGGUUCCUUCAGACUUGUUAAAAACACAGGUCUGGGACUGCUACUGUUUCAAAGUUUCUGAAUGCUUAAGGCAGAACUUGAGGCAUCGAAGGGAGCAAUGGCAGGCCAUGAAGCAGAAGAAGUGCUAGAUAUCCUUCGGCUGAACGUGGGUGGCUGCAUCUACACAGCCCGGCGAGAGUCUUUGUGCCGCUUUAAGGAUUCUAUGCUGGCAUCUAUGUUUAGUGGUCGUUUCCCUCUAAAAACAGAUGAAUCUGGGGCGUGCAUUAUUAACCGUGAUGGACAUCUAUUCAAAUACAUUUUGGACUACCUCCACGGGGAGGUUCACACCCCCUCGGAUGAGCAGACACGAGCUGCCCUGCAGGAGGAGGCUGACUACUUCGGCAUCCCUUACCCGUACAGCUUGUCUGACCACUUGGCCAAUGAGAUGGAGACAUAUUCUUUAAGGUCAAAUAUAGAACUUAAAAAGGCUUUAACAGACUUCUGUGAUUCCUAUGGCUUAGUUUGCAAUAAACCAACAGUUUGGGUUCUCCACUAUCUUAACACAUCUGGUGCAAGCUGUGAGAGUAGAAUUAUUGGUGUCUAUGCUACAAAAACUGACGGGACAGAUGCCAUUGAUAAGCAGCUGGGAGGAAGGAUUCAUAGUAAAAGCAUUUUCAAAAGAGAGGCGGGGAACAACGUUCAGUACAUUUGGAGCUAUUACUCAGUAGCCGAGUUGAAGAAAAUGAUGGAUGCCUUUGAUGCUUGGGAAGGAAAAGGGGUAAGCUACUGGCGUGUGCCUCAUGAGCUGAUAGAGUGUUGGACUUUGGAAGAACGGCCUUUACAUGGAAGCCUGCGUCAUAUGGCCCCAAUUCGAAAGAGGCGGCUGAUAGCCCUCGGGGAAGAGGAUGAAGGUGUGAACUGUAAGACUGGUCCUAAGCCAGUCAGAUUUUUGGGCCCUUCUACAAGUACCCAAAUUAAAGUCAAGAACUCUGCUUCAGUGAGGGUGUCACCUGCCAAUGCUGCCCAGAUCUCCUCUCAGGCUACUGCAAACCGCUCUCACAGAGGCAGCUGUGGAAAGGCAGCCCAGUGCUCUGUGGCCACAGGGGCGUCUGGACAAGCUCCUGCUUCCCCUGAUGCCCAGAGCUCUGAAAACCAAGCCACACACCCACCUCCAGCCAAGGUGCUCCUCUGUGAAAAGAAGUCUCCACCCCCUCGAGUGAUCAAGCUGAGGAGGACUCCACUGCGUGGGGGGCCUUCCCUGCCCACCCCCUCAGCAGGGGGCCAGGCCUGCUUCCCCCAGCUGCCCUCUCUAGAAGCUUCCAGCAGUUUGGGUGUGAAGACUGAGACCAGGAAAGACCAGCCUGAUGGGUAAAGUGGGCUUGGAACGGCCUGUUUGUCCCACAGCUUCCCGCAUGCUGAUGCUGACAGUGUUCUUGAGAGGGAAGAGCUAAACGUGGAUGUUGAGGAUUACGACAGGAAAAGUGAAUGCUCUGGAUGGGAGGAGAGGAGGGAGACUUUGUGGUUAGGGUUACUAUUUACUUUGCAUUUUCUUGAGGUUGUCUCUGUGCAGUUUGAUUUCUGGUUUUUAUUUUUAAGCUUUAUUUAAAUAGUUAACUGAUACCAAGGCAACCAAGCAGUAAGAAGUCUCCCCUUUUUACAGUAGUAUUAGAGUCUUCAGUGUUACUCCUACAGUCCAAAGGUAGGAGUGAGGUCUGGGCCUAGGUUUCUGUCAGAUGGAGAGGGUAUCUGUGCUGGCCACAGUGUGGCAGCCGGCAGAAGAGGUCUCAAGUGUGACCCCACCAGCUGCCCCUAGUUGCUUCUUUUCCAAAGACAACAUGAAAAGAAGUGAUGGGGGAAAGGGAAGGAAAACAGUGAAAGCUCAGAUGGCGAUCUCAUGUGAUUGGGCCAUUUUAUUUUCCAGGUUGGCUCUUUACUUUGUUCUGUUAGCAGCUGUGUCUUUUUUGUGCACCACAAGGGGGAAUGCAUGUGGUAGGAGCUGUAGGACGGUUUUUGGAACAGUUAAAAUAUGGGAGUUUACUUUGGUGACGUUUUGAAGUACUUUGAAAAGGAGAAGUUAAACAAGUUUAACUUUUUAACUUGUUAGUUGGUUUAGAAGUGACCAUUGAGUCCUUCUGAUUACACACUAUGCUUCAUGCAUACAAUUUCCAUAUAACUUGAAUUUAAUAUUUUUAAACAAAAUCUUUUGAUUAAUCUAUUUUUUCAUGACCAUUGAGUUAUGUGUGCUUUCUCUUACAUAUUAUGUUUGGUAAUUACACUGUGCAGUUCAACUUCCCAUGAGCCCUGUGCGUCCGUGUUUGUAGAAGCAGCUCAUAGAGCAGGGUUCCUUACUCAGAGGCUGGCCAGUGCACUGCAUUGCUUUGAGAAAGUGAGGCGGGCAUACUCAUGAUGCUUCUUUUUAAAUAAAACAUUCCCACAAAAA
Molecule: messenger RNA, 4450 nt
Organism: Mus caroli (Ryukyu mouse)
Lineage: Eukaryota; Metazoa; Chordata; Mammalia; Rodentia; Muridae
Source: RefSeq, a predicted model, not a curated record